Messenger RNA from Ascoidea rubescens DSM 1968, 1717 nucleotides. RefSeq names its product L domain-like protein. The record is from RefSeq and is a predicted model, not a curated record. The transcript has a single exon. The coding region runs from base 95 to 1474 and encodes 459 amino acids. Gene Ontology annotation, molecular function: protein binding. Gene Ontology annotation, cellular component: cytoplasm. NCBI's taxonomy places the organism in Eukaryota, Fungi, Ascomycota, Saccharomycetes, Ascoideales, Ascoideaceae.
GCCAUGAAGCACGUGCAAUAUCACGUGGUACACUUUCCCAACUUUUGCGGUGCUGUGUAGAAUAAUGGAGAUAUAAUGAACCAAAUCACAAAGGAUGCCUGUUGCAGGAUCUGAUAUUCUUCCUUUCUGUGUGAAUUCUUUUUUCAGCAAAGUUCCAUUUACUAUUAUCCAGCUUGUUUUCAAUAAUUUAACUCUAAGGGAAAUUUUCUAUUUGACCUUUUCCGGCAACAGUCUUAUUUCUGAUUACUGCAAGUCAUUGUUAUUUGAAUCGGUUAAUAUUGUUGAAGGUCACGAUGCUUCCUUCGGUUUUGAAAAUGCCCUUCUUUCCCCUUAUAAAUUGCUAAUUCGAAAAGAACAGCUUUUGAUUUUUAAAACCUAUUUAAGGCUAGUUUCAAAUUUAACUCUCCAUCUUGACCCUACCUUGCCAGUUUACUCAAUUUUUAAAUUAUUCGAAUCAAACAAUAUAUUUUUUCAGGACUUAUCAAGUGUCAACUAUAAUCCAAUUGGCUACUGUUCUGAUUCUUCUGAUAUUUUCAACGAGCACUUUCGAAAAAAAAGUAACCCAUAUGGUAUAAAUACGUUUCUUUAUGAUGACCUAUUUGAUUUUUUUGUAAGGAAAAUUGUUGCCUAUAAUACCUUGCACACCUUGAAAGUAACUAGAAUUAAAAAUCUAUCAAAAAUUAAAUUUUUUUUUGAACUUUCAAAUGUUAAUCUAAAAAAAUUAAGCAUUUCAUAUUCAGAAUUUGAUGAGUACGAGAAAAAACCCAAUGCAGGUCUUCUCUUGAAGAAUUUGUCAAAAUUGCAAUUUCUCGAUUUAUCAAAUAACUUUCAUUUCUCAAAUAACUUAAUUUUUUCAAAUCUUCCUUCCAAUUUAAAGUUUUUGGAUUUAAGUUGUAAUAAUAUUUCAUCAAUUGAAAAUUUAAAUCACUUGGGUUCUUUAUCACAUUUAGAUCUUUCCGGAAAUUGUAUUAACCACCUAUGCAAUUUACAUGGGUUAACUAGCCUUGAGUAUCUUAAUGUUAGUAAAAUGGAUUUUUCUUUUUACUCCUUUGAGAGAUCCUUUUUAAAAAUUGGAGAUAUUUCCUAUUUAAAAUCGUUGAAAGUCUUAAACGCGUCAAAUAAUUCUUUGUCUAAAAUUGACAAAACAUUAAAUCAAUUAUCUUCAUUAUCAUCUCUUAAUUUGUCAGGAAACUUUAUCAAGGUGAUAGAAAAUAUUGACAAAUUGACAAAUCUCAAAAAAUUGGAUCUCUCUUAUAAUUUAAUAGCUUCAAUCAAGCCAAUAAAUCCAAUUUGUUGCUUGAAGAUUAAUUUAGUCUAUUUGAACCUAAAUUAUAAUUGUAUUAACGAAAUCAAGGGUAUUUGUCAACUUGAUAAUUUGAAAUAUCUUUUUCUAACCAGAAAUUAUAUCAAUGGGCUGGAUUUAGAACAAUUGAGAGUUUUAAAAAAUUUAAAAAACCUUGUAUGUGAGUAUUGAAAUAGACUUAGUAUUUCGUCAUCUAUUCAAUCUCUCAAAAAGUUUUCUGUUAAUUUUUUAAUUCCAGUAAUAAAGUUAUCAUUCAAAAUUAGAAGUUAAAAAUAAUCUACAAAUAAAAGUUGUAAUCUUUUUUUUUUUGUUUGUUGUUGUUGUGUUGGAUAAAAAAGCCUGCUUCUGAAUGAAAACUAAUUCUUAAUUUUAAAUUAUUUAAUAAGUUUCUACAGUUUCAGUCCAAUCUUUCUA